CUCAUAUUUACAUCCUGAAUGUGAAUCUUUGCAAUUAAGCAAAACAACAUACAUGCUUUAUAUCCAACAGAAUGUGUUGGGUGAGGCGUAAAACACCUGCUUUUUUCCCUGAUUGCACGGGGAAGGCAACAGGAGAAUGUGAAAAUAAUGAUCCUGUUGAAGACCAUAUUCAAUGGUGCGAAGCUGCUGUACAGAGAGGUACAGACUGUGAUCCUGCUACUCCAACCACGCAGACGAGUUCUACUCGACGCAAAGUUAAUUGCCCUCGGCAUCGCGAAAACAAGAAAGGCAACGGUGGGAAUCAGCCAGGAGGUGGCUCUGGCAGUAGCGGGGAGGCGAGCGGAGGGGUUUCUGCAGGGAGCGAGGUAUCCGUUCAUUGAAAUGGUUAGUCAUCAAGUAUUGUAGCCUAAGGCACAUUUCUUCUCGGCCACCAGGGUUCGGGCUCCGGCCCUAAUUAGUCAUUCCUUAGUCAUUUUUGUCACGUGAUCAUUACCUCAUUAGGCCGGCCGGUCGCGUAUAUAAAUACCAGAACAACCUUCUCGUGUCCAAC
Molecule: messenger RNA, 550 nt
Organism: Penicilliopsis zonata CBS 506.65
Lineage: Eukaryota; Fungi; Ascomycota; Eurotiomycetes; Eurotiales; Aspergillaceae
Exons: 2
Coding region: 72-380 (102 amino acids)
Source: RefSeq, a predicted model, not a curated record